AUGUCAGACUACCUCCCGGAAGAUCUUAUUUACAAAAUCCUCACAGGAUUGCCGGCGAAAUCGUUGAUGCGAUUCAAGUGCGUCUCAAAACGGUGGCGUUCCCUCAUCUCCGACUCACAAUUCGCCAAGACCCAUCUCCAGUUAGCUUCCACCCACCAAACCCUAAUCCACGGCUUCCUCGUAUGCAGCUCCCCUCAUAUCCCCCAGCUCGAAUCUUCCGUCUUGGAAUCUCCCUCCUUCGGCGACAGCUCUUCCCCCCGAAAGCUGGCCCACCCAACGGAGGAGGAGGGCUUACCUGUCCUGCUACUCGGUUCAUGCAAUGGUUUUGUUUUUACUUGCCUCGGGCGGGCUGGGCAUCCAUCUCGGAAUUACUCCAUCUGGAACCCUACAACCGGGUUCUUCCUGGAUCUACCCGACCCGGAAUUUCCCUACUACGACGAUCAUUACUUUCGCCGCUUUAUUCACCAUGGCAUUGGUUAUGUGCAUGAAACCGACGAGUAUAAAGUUGUGGUAUCAUCUUAUGAUGUCUCAACCCUGAAGGUGUUGUCGUUGAGGGAUCAGUAUUGGAGAGAGAAAACAUGUCCGCAUCAGUUUGUAGAUCAUGAGACUGAAGGGGUUGGACUACAAGAGACGCUGCACUGGGUUGUUUUCGACUAUGAACAUGAACCCCCACUGGACCCUGAACCGUACAUGGUUGCUUUCGAGCUGAGAAAUGAGGAUUUUCGAAUAAUGCAGCUUCCUUUGGCUGCUACUGGAGAAGAUCUGAGUCUGGCGCUGUUUUCAUGGAGAGGAUGCAUGUAUUUAUGA
Messenger RNA from Fragaria vesca subsp. vesca, 807 nucleotides. RefSeq names its product F-box/kelch-repeat protein At3g06240-like. The transcript has a single exon. The record is from RefSeq and is a predicted model, not a curated record. Lineage: Eukaryota; Viridiplantae; Streptophyta; Magnoliopsida; Rosales; Rosaceae. Gene Ontology annotation, molecular function: protein binding. The coding region runs from base 1 to 807 and encodes 268 amino acids.